This is a messenger RNA of Harpegnathos saltator (Jerdon's jumping ant), 1810 nucleotides long. It is a transcript of the gene Arr2, whose product is annotated as arrestin 2. Gene Ontology annotation, cellular component: cytoplasm. NCBI's taxonomy places the organism in Eukaryota, Metazoa, Arthropoda, Insecta, Hymenoptera, Formicidae. Gene Ontology annotation, biological process: signal transduction; G protein-coupled receptor internalization. Gene Ontology annotation, molecular function: G protein-coupled receptor binding. Bases 128 to 1348 code for a protein of 406 amino acids. The record is from RefSeq and is a predicted model, not a curated record. The transcript is spliced from 7 exons.
CGGCGAGACUAUAUGAAGAUCCGUUCUCGCGCUGUGGGAUGUGUCACUUCUGGGCGGGAAACAAAUUUCUGCUAAAACACUCGUUCGUUUAGAGAAAGGACAAAAACCGCCAAAUUUACAGCGCCAGAUGUUCCCGAUAUUAUUUUUGGCCUACGUCGUAGCCGUUAAGGUAUUCAAGAAGACCACUCCUAAUGGCAAAGUCACGGUCUACCUGGGCAAAAGGGACUUCAUCGACCAUCUGGACCACAUCGAGCCUAUCGACGGUGUGCUCGUAGUAGAAAAUGACUACCUUCAGGGACGCAAGGUCUUCGGUCAGGUUUUGACGACUUACCGCUAUGGCCGCGAGGAGGACGAAGUUAUGGGAGUUAAGUUCAGCAAGGAGCUCAUGCUGUGCCGUGACCAAAUUGUACCACCGAAGAAAGAGAAGCAAGAGACCACGUCGAUCCAGGACCGCUUGCUGAAGCGUCUGGGUCCAAAUUCGUAUCCCUUCACCUUCCAAUUCCCGCAGAAUGCUCCUUGCUCGGUCACCCUACAACCCGGUGAUGAUGAUCAGGGAAAACCCUUAGGAGUUGAGUACACCGUUAAAGUGUUCGUUGCAGACAGUGAGGAGGACAAGGGACACAAAAGAUCCUCUGUGUCGUUGGCCAUCAAGAAGCUGCAGUUCGCCCCGCCGACGCGAGGCCGUAGGCUUCCCAGCUCCUUGAUCUCCAAGGGAUUCACCUUCUCCCAGGGAAAACUGAAUCUGGAAGUCACACUGGACCGAGAGAUCUACUACCAUGGCGAGAAACUCGCGGCAAACGUCAUAGUAACAAAUAACUCGCGCAAGGCGGUGAAGAACAUCAAGUUGUACGUGGUGCAACACUGCGAGGUGACCAUGGUAAAUGCUCAGUUUUCGCGACAUGUGGCCAGCUUAGAGACCCGCGAGGGUUGUCCAAUCACACCUGGCGCAUCCUUCACGAAGCAAUUUUAUCUUGUGCCGUUGGCCAGCAGCAACAAGGACCGGCGCGGCAUUGCUCUCGACGGACAUCUCAAAGACGACGACGUAAAUCUGGCAUCCUCCACUUUGGUCGCCGAGGGCAAGUGCCCAGCUGAGGCCUUGGGUAUUGUGAUCUCCUACUCUGUCCGAGUCAAACUGAACUGUGGUACUCUGGGUGGUGAGCUGGUCACCGAUGUUCCGUUCAAGCUGAUGCAUCCGGCUCCUGGCACUAUCGACAGAGAGAAAGCCAUCCUGAACAAGAGCAAGAGCAUGGAGAGAGCGCGUUACGAGAAUUCUUGCUAUGCAAACGAUGAUGACGACAAUAUCGUAUUCGAAGAUUUCGCUCGUUUACGCUUGAACGAACCAGAGUAAGCCGCUAGGGUUCUCUUGUCGAACGAUUAUUGAUCAAAAGAAUCCUGAACUUUUGGCGCGAGUUUGUAGUGGAUCAUUCUUCGCGCUCGCUUAAAAUUAUAUCUUAUCUUCAUACAAUGAUAUUAAGAUUAAAACAGAUUAUGAUAUUGAUGAAAUAUCUAUUUAGGAUUGUUUUGACGUGGUUCUCAAUGAACGAGCUGUAUUAAAAGAACGUAGGUGAGGAAACGGUAACAAGAGAUUAGUUAUAUCAUAUUAUGGAACUCUACUAAUCAAAAAGCAACGAUACAAGAAAAAAUACAAAAAAAACCGAAAAGACAAGUAAAUGAUUGAAAAAAUAUCGUCUUGGAAUUUCCGUGCGAUGGUGGUGGUCGGACGGAAAUUCAUCGCAAGGCGAACCAAAAAAAAGAAAAAAAAAGAGAGAGAGAGAUAAUAUCAAGUGAGCUUAAUACCGUAAUUCGCCCG